Laccaria bicolor S238N-H82 is the source of this 2544-nucleotide messenger RNA. RefSeq lists its product as uncharacterized. The coding region runs from base 1 to 2301 and encodes 766 amino acids. The transcript has 8 exons. The record is from RefSeq and is a predicted model, not a curated record. NCBI's taxonomy places the organism in Eukaryota, Fungi, Basidiomycota, Agaricomycetes, Agaricales, Hydnangiaceae. Gene Ontology annotation, molecular function: zinc ion binding; 5-methyltetrahydropteroyltriglutamate-homocysteine S-methyltransferase activity.
AUGGUUGCCUCCAGCGUGCUUGGCUUUCCCCGCAUCGGUAGUGCAAACCGUGAAGUGAAGAAAGCUGUUGAAGCCUACUGGGCAGGCAAAAUUUCUGCAGAUGCUCUCACCAAGGCUGCUGCUGAAGUGAAGAAAACCAGCUGGAUCAACGUCAAGGCUAAGGGCGUCGACUUCGUCCCCAGUGGUGAAUUCUCCUUGUACGACCAUGUCUUGGAUCACUCUGCUGCGUUCAAUGUGAUCCCCACGCGAUAUGUCGGACUUGGACUUUCACCCCUAGACGUUUACUUUGCCAUGGGUCGUGGGCGCCAGUCAGAGGGCGUCGAUGUCCCUGCUUCUGAAAUGAAAAAAUGGUUUGACUCCAACUAUCACUUUGUCGUCCCCGAGUUCUCCGACGAAACGGACUUCAAGUUGAACUUUAACAAGGCCGUCGAGGAAUUCAAGGAGGCCCAGGCCGCAGGCGUCACCACGCGCCCCGUAGUUCUCGGGCCCAUCUCAUUCCUUGUCCUUGGAAAGCCUUCGAAGGAGGCUAAACCUGGCUUCCAGCCCAUCAGCCUGCUUCCCAAGCUACUUCCCGUUUAUAAAACUCUUUUGGCUGACCUCAAAGUUGCUGGUGCUGAAUGGGUUCAGAUUGACGAGCCUGUCCUUGUCCUUGACACUGCUGCUAGCCUUGGGAAGCAAUUCUCCUCCGCAUACGCCGAGCUUGCACCCGUAUCCCCAAAGAUCCUUCUCACGACCUAUUUCUCUCGCCUCGAUUCUAACCUUACUUACGUGGCCAAGCUCCCCGUCGCUGGACUUCACAUUGACCUUGAUCGUGCCCCAGGCCAACUUGAUGAAGUCAUCGCGGCCGUGAAGCCCACCAGUAUCGUUCUCUCACUGGGUCUUGUUUCGGGUCGCAACAUCUGGAAGACCGAUUUUGCUGCCGCUAUCAAGUCGGGGCAGAAGGCAAUUGACGCCCUUGGACAGGAUCGCGUUGUUGUCGCCACCUCUUCUUCCCUUCUUCACACUCCUGUCACUCUCGCUUCAGAGACCAAGCUGACCCCCGAACAGAAAGAUUGGUUCUCCUUUGCUCUCGAGAAGGCAGGCGAAGUUGCCACAAUAGCAGCUGUUCUUUCUGGCUCCCAAGAUGCCAAGGUUGCUGCCGCUCUCGAAGAGAACACUGCGUCAAUUGCCAAGCGCCGAGCUUUCGAGGCCAACUCUGACGACGCUGUGCGCAAGCGCGUUGCUGCCGUCACCCCAGAGCAACUCGAGCGCCAGAGUCCGUUCGCCGUUCGUAAAGAAAUCCAGGCCAAGCAUCUCAACCUCCCCAAAUUUCCCACUACUACCAUUGGCUCCUUCCCUCAAACCAAGGAGAUUCGUCAAGCCCGUGCUAAGCUUGGCAAGGGCGAAAUCACAGAGGAAGAGUACGAAGAAUUUAUCAAGAAGGAGGUUGAAACUGUCGUUCGUUUCCAAGAAAGGAUCGGCCUUGAUCUUUUGGUUCACGGAGAACCAGAGAGGAAUGACAUGGUUCAGUACUUUGGUGAACAACUGCAUGGCUUUGUUUUCACCCAAAACGCGUGGGUUCAGAGCUAUGGCUCCCGUUAUGUACGCCCUCCCAUUAUCGUUUCCGAUGUGUCGCGCUCUGGCCCCAUGACGGUUAAAUGGAGUAGCUAUGCGCAAAGUCUUACGAAAUUGCCUAUGAAGGGCAUGCUUACUGGACCCGUCACCAUUCUCAACUGGUCCUUCCCUCGGGCUGACGUUUCUCGUGAACUGCAGUCCAAGCAGCUAGCACUUGCUCUCCGUGAUGAAGUCAUUGACCUCGAGAAGGCUGGAAUCAGUGCUAUCCAGGUCGACGAACCUGCCAUCCGUGAAGGGUUGCCUCUCCGUCGCUCUGACUGGGAUGCUUAUCUCAAGUGGGCUGUUGACUCGUUCAAACUUUCGACAGCUGGCGUCACCGAUCAGCUCCAGACUCAUUCCCACUUCUGCUACUCCGACUUUGAUGAUAUUUUCCCAUCCAUCCAGCGUCUCGACGCUGAUGUUAUAUCGAUCGAAGCGUCGAAGAGUGACAUGAAGCUCCUCAACACGUUCAAACAGUACGGUUACUCUAACCAAAUCGGCCCUGGUGUCUAUGACAUCCACUCUCCUCGUGUUCCUGGAAGCCAGGAAAUCAAGGACCGACUGAAAUCCAUGCUUGAUAUCCUCCCUGACUCACUCCUGUUUGUCAACCCUGAUUGCGGGCUUAAGACCCGCGGGUGGAAGGAGACUGAAGCGUCUCUUGUUAACCUCGUUGAGGGAGCCAAGUGGGCACGCGAGAACUACGCCUAAGUGUGUUUUGGCAUUCCGCUUCAACAGCGUUCGCGAUCUAGGUUCAACAACCGACAAGGUCUUGGAAUGAUGGAGUUGUUUGUGGCUUUAUAGAACCUCAUACCAGCUGGUUAGGCUGAGGGGGGGUUGAACGCAAACAGGAACUAUUUUGAAUAGCCAAGUACUGGAUGAGGAGGCGCGACAUCGUUACUUAUUGUACCAGAUUUCAACAAUCUUCACGGAAUCAAAUGUUGUGAUCAAAGG